AGCGCGCGAACGAUAUGUGAAAACGUUCACAAACGCUCUAUAAAGCUUCGUAACGCCGUGAGAGACACACCCCAUGUGAAUAUUAACAAAAAAAGGACUGUAAAUAAUGAAGGGUUGGAGGCGCGUGUGCGCCACGUGUGUGACGCGGAUGCUCUUUACCUGCUCAAGUUUCCACGCACUAAUGUCAAGGACUCUUCUCGCAUUUAUUUACCAUGCAUCGUACGGCUGCGCGUCAUGCUCGCACGUGGUGGAGAAGAUUCGAGGUCAAAACAAUCUCAAAUAUAUACGCGCCGCGUGUCGGGUGGGAGUUGAGGCUUCAGUAUUAUUUCGGUGCAGGCACGUGCAGUGACGUUAACGGUAAUCAGGUCAUCGCCUGCAUCGAUCGUGUCGCCGGACGACAUAUUAUAUAUUCUUAUUGAGAAAAAAGAUGCCACCUACUGUUUGCCUUGCGGAGUUCCCGUCGGCAGGAAGCACCGUUAACGCUUACGUUUGCCGACGACAAAGAGCACAAAACAGAGCAAACUUCAAGCGACAAACGUUGGCUAUGGAACAAACUCUGCGAAGCGAAAUCAUCGGUGAAAUCCCACUGGCAUCUCGCACGAAUCGUUCGCCGAAAUUAGGAUGCAUCAGUACGGUUCCCGAUUGUUACGCGAUAGAUAAAAGCGGAUGGUUCCCGACCCACACAGAUGAGCACUACAGGAAGCUUGUUGCUGCAAGAAAAGAUCUGUUGAGUAUCGUUAUUCGUACGAUAACUCUUGUACGGCGCAAUCGUAUCCUUCAGAGACGUGUGAAUGCGUUGCGAGCAGAAACGCGGAGGUUUCUUCGUUCAGUAUUAAACAAUCCGGAAAAUCAGCAUUGUCAAGAUAGAUUGCAAAUGCGGCAACUUGACGGUGAUAUUGUCUCAUCAUCCACGGACAAGGUUGUCUCGCUGACAUCGGUGCUACUUGACUCUGAUCCGACCGGAAAUUCAUCCGAUUCCUCUCACAGAGUUACCUCUACCUACGAUAAUCACGAUUAUAAUGAGAAUCGUGCAUUCGUGUGCAAAGAAUAGGGUUACUAACCGAUUCUUUUGUGUAUUUUUACCUUAGUCCAUCCACACAUCUGUCGUAUAUAAACAUUUUAUUCUGUAUACAUAUAUACACACAUGUGUAUAUACCUAAAUGUAUAUAAGGGAUAAAAUUUUUAUAUAUAUAUAUGUAUAUAUAGGAAAUAAACUCUUUUCUCAACAAAUACAACAAGCAACUCUCAGGCCAAUAAGAGCCCAUCUUAAGUAUUAUAAAGUUUGAAAUAAUCCAAGCCAAGCCAGCAUGUCGUAAUCGGAAGCAGCAAUGAUUUAUGAUCCCUGUAAUAUUUGUGGACUAAUGUAAGUGGAAAUCUCUACAACAUCAUCUCUGUUCUAAUUUCAAAAUGACGUACUUUUAAAAGCGCAAAAAAAAAAGAACAGAAGAAGAACCUUGAUUCAUUAUGUGAUAUUCCUCCACUAAUUUGACGCACGGUAUUUAACUUGACGUCUAAGAUAUGCAAAAUUAUGAGAAUCUUAAUUGGAUGAUUCAACAUAAUUAAUGUUUCGCGUGUUUAUCUAUUAGAACACAUGGCGUGAGAGAAAUGUGAUGACGAUGGUGAUAAUGUGUGUAUGCGUGCGUGCGUGUGUGUACAGAAAUAAUAUAUUUAUAAAACGAAUUUGAUAGAUCUUUCACACACAGUUAAGAAAUUAUUAUUUAUUGUACAUAAUAUCAUGGUGUAUUUUGAAAUAUUUACACUUAAUCGACAGAUCGAAAGCAAUGUUAAUACUGCAUUUAAUCUAUAUCUUAGUUUUACAAUUGUGUGAUAAUUAUAGUACGUACAUUUCAGGGAUAUAAUUAAUAAAUUUCAUAUACUGACGAAACAAUCAUGUGAUAAAUAUUCUUUUAACACGAAUGCAUUAUUCAAUCAAACUCUAUGUAGAAACAACUAAUAGUAUUGGUGCCUAAAAAUGCAUGUAUUACGUACGCGCCUAAGCGCUACUCUCUGGUCACUGAAGCAAUACAAAUAAAUAAAUAUAAAUAAAUAAAUAAAUAUAUAUAUAUUUAUUUAUUUAUUUAUUUAUUUAUGAUAGAGAAACGCGGCGAUUAUAGAUGAUAUUUAGAUGAUAUUUAGAUUAGUUAUAAUGGUUAGAUUUAAUCAUAAUAUUUCCUGUAGGUUUAAGGAUAUUUUAUUGGUCAUAUAAUCACGGAAAGUGUUUUGGGAAUUUAAUCUUACAUAUGCGAAUAAAUCUAUUGCAAAAAAGCGUUUACAAAUACCUUGAGAUAUAAUAUUAAGAUAUAAUUAAGAUAUGUCGACUUUAACCGAGUACAUAGUAGUUGAGCACAAAAGUUUUAAAACUGUUGUAAUUGAUGAUAAGCAUAUUGACAAAAAGAAAGAAACGUGUAUUAUCAGUUUUUUGUAUAUUUUUAUUUUAAUACUAUGCAACCUAAUACCAUGCAACAUUAAUAACCAUAAUAUAUAUAAUAAAAAAAAUGUUUUUUUAAUAUAUAAUAAAAAAGUUUUUUUAAUAUAUAAUAA
Messenger RNA from Dinoponera quadriceps, 2541 nucleotides. RefSeq lists its product as uncharacterized. Lineage: Eukaryota; Metazoa; Arthropoda; Insecta; Hymenoptera; Formicidae. The transcript has 3 exons. The coding region runs from base 428 to 1051 and encodes 207 amino acids. The record is from RefSeq and is a predicted model, not a curated record.